CAUCUUUCAGGUCAAUCCAUCAAUCAUUCAGUGAAUUAACAUAAUAUCAAGAACAAACCGUAAUUAAAGACUGAUUUGUUGACAAAGAGUUCAAUCAGAUGCAAAACGACUUAAAAAUUAAAAAACUUUCAUGAAAACCCAAUCAAAACAUGCUUAGCAGAAAGUGCUCAAAUCUCUAAGCACAGUGUGUCAGUUCGUGAGCUGAAAAAAAAAAAACAACACAACAGGUGUCCCCAACCAAACAAAUGGAGUCAAAUCCUUUGAUGCAUUUCCGUUUUUCAUUUUCGUUCGGUUUCGGUUUCAGUUUCUUUUUCGUUUUAAUUUCAAUAUUUUGGGUUUGCUUUUCGCUCGUCAACAACGCGUCCAGUCACAAAAAUGUUGCUGACAAUGAGGCGACAGAAUGAUGUGAUAAGCAGCCAGCAGCAUUCCACAGCAGUGACGACCACAAGCACAGCCACGCCGUCGCCGCCAGCAGCAGCAGCAGCAGCGCCAACAGCUACACAGCCUGCAUCGGGUUUAGAACUAGUGCCGCCUACUCCGACCACUUCACAGGAUUCGCUUAAUACGCCAACAACCCCGCUUAGCCGCAAUCCAUUGCAAUUUGCCGCACCGCACGCACCGCCACCCAUUGCAGUGCCCGGCCUAACCGCAGCAGCUCCUGCUUUUGGCUACUACAAUAGCAACAACGGUGGAGUAGCCGCUGCACCGGCAACAGCCAGCUACCUGCAUCAGUCUUCCACUGCUGACAAAGAUUCUGCCGCCCAUUCCGUGGAGCUCGACGAGUACGUGGAUAUUUUGCAGGUGCAACAGUUACUCUUGGACUCAUCAGCGGCGGCCGCAGCGGCCGCAAACCAAAACGUUUCUAAUACCUAUCAGGAACAACAACAACAACAACAUCAACAUCAGCAACAGCAGCAGCAACAGCAACUGCAGUCACUUGCCAAACCGCGCCCACGCAUCAAUCUACAGAAGGCAUCGGAUUAUGCCGCCCAAUUAGCGCAGGCUGAGACAUCCUCGCCUGCCUCGCGUCGCGUUCUGCUCGACUAUCCGAAUCCUUAUCUGUACGGGAACCAUUAUCAUCACACGCCGCCAAGCGAGGACCUCGUGGCCCUUUGGUUUGGCAGCAAUGGAGCAGGCGGCGUAGCCCCUGGAACUCCAUCAGCGGCCAUGAUCAUGGAAGGGCUUGAAACCCUGGUGGCGCCAACGCAUCACGCAUUCCUGCUCACCGAAACGGCCGCUGCGGCCCACUUCAAUGUGCUGAGCUUUGACACGUGCCUGUUCAAGACCAGCACGGCGCAGAGCAGCAGCCCCUCGGCAGCCAGUUACCUGAGCGCCGCACAGUUUGGCGGUGGCAGCGGCUUAGGCGCCGCCAGCAGCAGCUCAACUGUUGCCAGCAACAGCGGACAAACGUUGCUACACUACACGACAGCGGCCAGUCACAAUCACAACAACAGCAACAACAACAACAAUAGCAACAACAACAACUCGGUGCUGCGAGCACGCAAUCAGACAGCCACACCCACACAGGGCGGCAGUCCAGGCAACGUGGCAGCGCAGCCAAUUGCCGGCAGCGCAGCAGCCGCCAGCAGCGGACGCAGCUCGGCCUCACAUCUCAGCCUGCUUAACACCAGCCAACAGAGUCCCGUAACGGCCACAGAGCACGGCGUCGCCGUUGAGGCCAAGCAGCUGAUUGAGGCCUUGCCCGGCGAUCUUAACACGCCGGUAACCACCUCCAGCGAUAUACCCUCAUUCUUUGGGCCAUCCACAGUGGUAGAACCGCCGCCAAUUACUGGCUCAAUUGAAUCCGAGGAUCUGUCGCUGGAGCCUCAAGUUGUGUCCGUUGCCAGUCCUGUGUUGUCCUCGUGCAGCCCAUUAAAGGAGGAGCGCAGCACGCCGCCCGCGUUGUCCAUUGUCAAGGAAGAAUCAAGUAAUAAUAGUUGUAACAUGUACCCACUACACAACAACAACAGCCACCACACAACAACAACAUCAACAACAGCAACAACAACAGCCACAGCAACAACAAAACAAACAGCGAGCGAUACCAGCAACACAGAAAGCAUUGGCUCGCCCGCAGCCACAACAACCUCGGCAGCUGGCAGCAGCAGCAACAACACACAACAACAACAACAACAGCUGCACCACAACAACAACAAUAGCCACUGUCAACACAGCCACCAACAACAGCCGCAGCACUUGAGCUCGCCACAACACCAACAACAAUACCAACUUCAACAACACCAAAUACUACACCAACAACAACAACCACAACAAUUACCACACCAUCAUCAUCAUCACCACCAUCAUCACAGUCACCACCAACAUCAACACCAACAGCAACAUCAGCAACACCAACAGCAGCAACAACAACACCAACAACAGCAACAACAACAACAACAGCAGCAACAACAGCAACACUAUCAACAACAUGCACUACAGCAGCAACAACAACAACACCAACAACAACUGCCUGGCAAAAUCUCAUAUCGCGCCAUUUUCACCACGACAGGCAACGCUAACAACAAUACAAUGAGCGCCGCACAGCAACUACAGCAGCAACAACAGCAGCAGCAACAACAACAGCAGCAGCAGCAACUGGCAUCCCCACAGCUGAGCGUAUUGCCCGGCCAAAUGUCGCCUCCGUCGAAUAGCUUGGGCAACAGCUGGGGCCUGCCCAGUCCGGACAAGUCGCUCUUCCAGCCGCCCAUGUUCAGCCUGCCCGCCCACUACGCCGUGCAACAGCAGCAGCAGCAACAACAGCAAACGGCCGCGGCCACGCCCUCGCCCUACGAUGAUGGACGCGCUGCAGUGGCUGCCGCCCAACAUGCCGAGCUUCUGGGCCUCAGCAUGGAUUGCACGCCGCUGCUACUCAAACAGCCACCGCCAACCUACAGUGGUGCUACAGUAUCAACCGCCGGCUUUGCCAGCCUCGCCGACCUGCAGAACAGCCAUGAGCAGCUACAGCAGCAGCAACAACAGUAUGCCGUGCGCUCACAGCUAUCCGUGGGCACGCCCAAAUAUCAGUGGCUGGAUACGCCUGCCGACUAUGCAGCGGCUGCCGCCGUUGUCCAACAACAGCAGCAGCAGCAACAGCAACAACAACAGCAGCAACAGCAGACGCUUGUUAUGCCUGGGCCAACAUCCUCAGCCAGCUCGAGCAACGCAGCACUGGGCGUGCUCAUACCCAAGCAGGAGAGCUAUCCGGAUAUGCAGCCCAGCUCAAAUGGCACCGGCUACUCCAGCGCCUCGGCUGCUGCUGCCGCAGCAGCUGCUGCUGCCGUGCAGCUGGCCGAAUACAGUCCAUCCACCAGCAAGGGACACGAGAUACUUUCGCAGGUGUACCAGCAAAGCAGCGUGCCGCUCAAGCUGGUGCCCGUCAAGCCGCGCAAAUAUCCGAAUCGGCCCAGCAAGACGCCCGUGCACGAGCGUCCCUAUGCCUGCCCUGUGGAGAACUGCGACAGGCGUUUCUCGCGAUCCGACGAGCUCACCCGCCACAUACGCAUACACACCGGCCAGAAGCCAUUCCAGUGUCGCAUCUGCAUGCGCAGCUUCAGUCGCAGUGAUCACCUGACCACCCACAUACGCACCCACACCGGCGAGAAGCCCUUCAGCUGUGACAUCUGCGGCAGGAAGUUCGCGCGCUCCGACGAGAAGAAGCGUCAUGCCAAGGUGCAUCUAAAGCAGCGCAUCAAGAAGGAGUCCAAGCUGAAUCGCGAACAGCAUCAGCAACAGCAACAGCAGCAGCAACAAGCCGCGGCCGCCGCCGCUGCAGCAGCAGCAGCCAGUGGGCGAGAGCUAUUGGCCUACGAUGAAUUGGGCAUCAAUCUGGACCUGGCCGUGGACAUUGAUGCGAGCCCGCUGCCCUUUGAGCUAGCGCUGACCUCCGAUUAUGGAACACUCUCACCGCUGACCAGCCCGCGGCAGUUCAACUAUGUGCUGGUCAGUCCGGACUCGAGCGAGCUGCUCCUGUGCACUCAGGAUUCGCUUAGCCAAGGCCUUUAA
Messenger RNA from Drosophila virilis, 4002 nucleotides. The record is from RefSeq and is a predicted model, not a curated record. NCBI's taxonomy places the organism in Eukaryota, Metazoa, Arthropoda, Insecta, Diptera, Drosophilidae.